UGAUUGACAGGCAAGAUGUCGGUGUGGUGCGAGGGAGAAGGGGAUGCAGCAGCCGGCGCCCGAGCCAGGGCACAGCGAGCGGCAGCGGCGGCGGCGGGAGCAAGGCAGACAGCAUCUUGAGCCGGCGCCCCGGCCCCGCGGACCAUGCCAGUCCGUCCAGGCCACUGCCGGGAGGACGGGCAGCUCGUUCUCUGACCUCCAGCCAGACAAGGCUACCCCAGCUCGGGCUCUCCUGCAUGGAGCCGGGGGGUAAAGAGUGAGCCUAGAUCAGCCUCCUCUUCCUCCAUCCUCCUUCAUCUUCUUCCAUCCUCCUCCUCCUCCUCCUCUUUCUCCUCCUCCUCCUCCUCCUCCUCCUCCUCCUCCUCCUCCAUCCUCCUCCCCAAGUGCACAGCAUCACCCUACCCACUACCUGGCUGGCUCCUGAGCUACAUUCAGCAUCUCCCCUGGAGCCAGGGACAGAUAGGAUAGACCCUCUGAUGGAGCCGACUGGAUGCCCAAUAAAACAAUAAAUUCUCUCUUUUUUUCUUUCCUUCCUUUUUUAAAAAUCCUUUCUCCCAUUCACCGGCCUUCCCUCCUCCCCUCCCCCGUGAGAUGUGGACUUUUUUCUUCAGGUUGACUGGUUGAGAAGUGGCCGGAGGGGCGGAGGUGUGUGUGUGUGUGUGUGUGUGUGUGUGCGCGUGUGUGUGCGUGUGUGUAAGCAUACCACCACCCUUUUCUUUCUCUCUCUCUCUCUCUCUCUCUCCCUUUUUUUUUCCUUUUUGGCCCCGGGAGGAGGAGGAGGAGUGGGGGCAGAGACGGGAGGGGGUUUUGGAGGGCAAGCUAUGGAUGAGGAAAACAUGACGAAAAGCGAAGAGCAUCUGAGUUUGCAGAAAGCCCUGCAGCAGUGCGAACUGGUCCAAAAUAUGAUCGACAUCAGCAUCUCGAACCUAGAGGGGCUCCGAACGAAAUGUGCCACCUCCAACGACCUGACCCAGAAGGAAAUCAGGACCCUGGAGAGCAAGCUGGUUAAAUACUUCAGCCGACAAUUGUCCUGCAAACGGAAAGUGGCCCUCCAGGAGCGCAACGCCAAGCUUGAAGGCUUCCCGCAGCUCCAGCACUGGUUUCGAAUUGUGGAUGUACGAAAGGAAGUCAUGGAGGUAAAAAAAAGGCCUUUUAUUCCCUCACUUCACUAACCCUCUUAACAAAGGGACAAUUCUGGAGAUUGACAAACCUAGGAGACAUAGUGAAUACAUUGGAAGAGAGGGGAACCCAAAGGAUCAUGACCAGCUAGAACAUGGGACCCAACCAAAUAAGAGGAAAUUCAAUAGGGAUAGAUUCAAAGUGUUGGUUUCAUGGUUUUUCACGUUCAAAUAACUCAUCUUUAAUUGGUCAGGGUACUUGACUUGCCUAGACUGGCCCAUGGGUUAUGUAAUCUCAAGAGAGCUGAAAGGAAAGUAAUAAAUUGAUAAGCACUUAUUUAAUGCUUUCUGUAUGCUAGGCACUGGAGAUAUACAGACAAAACGACGUUUUCCCUGCCCUCAAAGAGUUUACAUUCUAUUAGAGAGGACCCUCCUUUUGUUGGGGAAAAUUUAUGGGACACAUAGUGAAAAUCAGUUGGUGAGUUGUGGUUUACAUCAGCAAUUGCUGAAGGGAAUUCCCAAAGAAUCUUAGAACUUGAGAGUUGGAAGAGGCCAUCUAGUACAACCCUUUCUUAAAAAUAAGCCCUUCUGAUAG
Messenger RNA from Monodelphis domestica (gray short-tailed opossum), 1713 nucleotides. Lineage: Eukaryota; Metazoa; Chordata; Mammalia; Didelphimorphia; Didelphidae. The record is from RefSeq and is a predicted model, not a curated record.